Messenger RNA from Theobroma cacao (cacao), 951 nucleotides. NCBI's taxonomy places the organism in Eukaryota, Viridiplantae, Streptophyta, Magnoliopsida, Malvales, Malvaceae. The record is from RefSeq and is a predicted model, not a curated record.
AUGGAGAAAGGUUUAAGGCAGAGGUGUCCGCUAUCCUCGUUUUUAUUCAAUAUGGUGGGGGAGGUAUUAAGUGGUAUGCUUAGGAAAGCUGAGGAUUUAGGUAUGUGUAAAGGUGUGGUGGUGGGGGAUAAUGGAAUGUCAGUCACUCAUCUUCAAUAUGCUGAUGAUACCAUCAUCUUUUGUGAGCCUAAGAUUGAGAAUAUGUCGAGGGUUAAACGGAUUCUUAGAUGCUUCCAAAGUGUUUCCGGACUAAGAAUCAAUUUCUCCAAGAGUCAUUUGAUUGGAAUUGAGGUUGAGCACAAUGUGGUUGAGAAUUGGGCAAGGAGAAUUUCUUGCCAUACAAGAGAAGUCCCCACCACUUAUUUGGGGCUGCCAUUAGGAGUUAAUCAUAAUUUCGUAAAAUGGGAGGGUGAUCACUGGAUCUGGGAUAUACAUCUCAGAAGACAACUAUUUGGAUGGGAGAUUGAGCAAUGGGAGUAUUUGGGAGAAGCCCUCAGUGAGUUCCAACUUAGCAAAGAAUUAACAGAUGAGUUGCAAGUAUGGGCAAAUCUAGCACCAUAUAGAGUGGAGGCUUUUGCAUGGCAGCUCCUCCAUGGUAAGAUUGCGGUGAAAGACGAACUUGAUAAGAGAAGCAUGUUUCUGGGGAAUGCAAUACAAUGUGUGCUCUGUAACAACGAAAGGGAAACAAUUCAACAUUUGUUCGUUGAUUAUUAUGAGACAUGGAAAGUUUGGAUGGCCUGGUGCAAGGCAUGGGGGGUUUCAUGGAGUUCACCUAAAGACAUAAGAACAUUUUUCGAAGCCUGGAAUGAUUGUCAGGUGGGUUCGAAAGACAAAAAAUUAUGGAAAUUGGCAUAUUUUGCAACUGUAUGGACAAUUUGGAAGUGCAAGAAUGAGGUGGUUUUCGAAGGAAGAGAGUGGGACAGUGAGCAAUGCUAUGUUCAGCAAGGUUGA